AGGCAGAGUAGGGUUUCAAAGCAGGCAGUGAAAGACCGGGAAUGCUGUUCAGGAAAUUCUUCAGGCAUGGGCAGGGACUUGGCUGCAGUUGUGCGGCUGGAAAAUCUGACUGGGGCAGCUCCUGAGCGCAGGCAGGGCCUGCUCACAUGGGCGGGCUGAGUGGCCGCCUCCUUCAGAGCCUCUCAGCUUCCCCCAGGACCACGGGGGACCCUCAUCCGCCACUCUGUGAAGCAGAGGAGAGAUGCCUCAGGAACAGUACCCACACCACAGGAGCACCAUGCCCAGCUCAGAGGGGCCACACAUAUACAAAGUGGGGAUUUACGGCUGGAGGAAAAGAUGCCUGUAUUUCUUUGUCCUGCUCCUCAUGAUUUUAAUCCUGGUGAACUUGGCCAUGACUAUCUGGAUCCUCAAAGUCAUGAACUUCACAAUUGAUGGAAUGGGGAACUUAAGAAUCACAGAAAAGGGUCUGAAGCUAGAAGGAGACUCAGAAUUCUUACAACCUCUCUACGCCAAAGAAAUCCAGUCCCGACCAGGUAAUGCCCUCUACUUCAAAUCUGCCAGGAACGUGACAGUGAACAUUCUCAAUGACCAGACAAAAGUGCUGACUCGGCUGGUGACAGGUCCGAAGGCUGUGGAAGCCUAUGGCAAAAAGUUUGAAGUAAAAACGGUUUCUGGAAAAUUGCUCUUUUCUGCGGAUGACAAUGAAGUGGUCGUGGGAGCCGAGAGAUUGCGAGUCUUAGGAGCUGAAGGCACAGUCUUUCCCAAAUCCAUAGAAACACCUAACGUCAGAGCCGACCCCUUCAAGGAACUAAGGUUGGAGUCCCCAACACGAUCUCUAGUGAUGGAAGCACCGAAAGGGGUAGAAAUCAAUGCAGAAGCAGGCAAUAUGGAAGCCACCUGCAGAAGUGAGCUGAGACUGGAGUCUAAGGAUGGGGAGAUUAAGUUAGAUGCUGCGAAAAUCAAACUACCUAGACUGCCUCGUGGAUCCUACACACCCACAGGAACGAGGCAGAAGGUCUUCGAGGUCUGCGUCUGCGCCAAUGGGAGGUUAUUCCUGUCCCAGGCAGGAACUGGUUCCACUUGUCAGAUAAACACAAGUGUCUGCCUUUGAAGGACUAUCCAUAGUGGACAAUUGUCGGCAGCAUAAAGGCCCUUUUUGGCUUGAGACACUGGCUGCCAGCUAUUUUUACUAGAACACAGAAAGCCUAUCAAAGACCUUUUGUGUGUGUGUGUGUGCGCGCGCACGCGUGUAUGAGUGUGUGUAUGUGUGGGUUGUGUGUGUGUGAGUGGAUAUAAAUAUAUAUAAAUAUAUAUAAAUAAAUAUAUAUAUAUCCUCUGUAUAAAAUGAGGUUUCAGUACAAAAGGAACCAUGGGUGACCCUGUGACAUUAUCCACUAUCAUUUUUCCACUCCACCCCCAUCACCCACACGACAGAAUCUAAGCACUCAUUCAGGAUCAGCAUUCCCCAGGCAAUUUCAAAUCACACAGCGGACUGAGCACUUACAGAAUAUCCAUCAAUAUUUUCAAGUUAUCACCUAGCUUCUCUCUUUGUCAUUAGAGGCAGUGAUGGCGGGAAUCUUUGGGUCACUCUCCAGUGCUGAUAUAUUAGUAUAAAAGAUAAACAUUUGACCCAUCUGUAAUCCCAACUCCAGGCAAUUUUGUAGUGAUGGGCGCCAGCCUGGGCUACAGAGUAAGACUGUCUUAAAAACAUAUAUAUUUGGUUUCCCUUUCUUAGCUUCAGCCAAGCUGGUCAAAUUCUUUUCUUCAAGAUAAGGAUAGGGUAUACCCGUAGAAAUUAGCCACAAAAACUCAAAAUGGCCACCCUACCAUUGUAGACCAACAUACUAGGAGUUGUGUGGCUGAAUGAAUAGAGGCAGGGAGGUUGGUUGAAUUCUGAAAGAAUGUAAACCACUCACCUAACUUCUACUUAAUCUACUUCCUUUACACUCACGUAUUCCCCCACAGUCAACAAGUAAGAGCUUUGAAUCAGCAUAGAGGAGAAUACCAGCUCCUCUGCCAUAGGAUAGAAGCUAUUUAAUGGCCAAACAGGCAAAGAAUACAUUGACAGGACAUCUCAUUUAAGGGAAACCUGUCUCCCAAGCUUUUAGGUUCUCACUCCUGACUUUACCCAACAAAUGGACAAAAAAAAAAAAUCAUUAAAUCAGUCAGAAUACAAAAGAGUGAGCCCAGAUCCCAAGAGUCAUUAUUUUAAGAUGGAAAUCUAACCAAGGAUACUAUAGGGAAGCUAACUAAUUUUCUUAAGUUUGAGAUGGGUGGGCCAUUUUUAGACAUGUAUUCUCAAGGGCUUGCAUAAACUCUCUUGCUUUGCUCUUGUAUAUUUUGUCAGUGCUGCGGUAUUCCUAGUUCUGAACUCACUGUUGUGUUUCUCUAGGAAUCAGAGAGUUACUCAUGGCAAAUUAAUAUAAACAGUCAUCUGUCCUCAUCAGAAUCACUGUUUCCCCUGGGCUCAGCGGCACCCGAUCUCCAUAUAUGGAAAUAGUCUCUAAUUCCCGCCAUCAGCUACCUCUUCCCACCCUACCUUCAUUGCCAUGCCCCAGGGUCACCCUGGCCAGAUCUUGUGCUGGGACAGGGGAUUACACCAUCUCUGUUCAAAGAGGGGGAAAUGUGCCUAUGCCUUAAGCCAAUGCACUCAGCAAGGAGAAGCACAUCCUAUCUAUCUUGUUACCUGUAGUUUAUUUUGGGUGGUUAGAGGGAAAUGGUUUAGUCUAGACGGAGCAGCAGAAACGGACAGACAAGCCAAACGGUUUGGUUUCCUCAGUUGGACUCUGAGGAGCCCGGAGUGGAGGGAUAACUGGCUUAGCUCAUCCUUGAUGCUACUAGGUGAAGCAACGGCCCUACAAUCUUGAUGGAAGUUGUAUUCACAGGCCUGAGUGACACUUGUUUUUGUUUUUGUACUCCACAAGGUUCUAAUUUUUCUUACUCCACAAGCUGAACAGUUUUUUAUAGGAGACAAGAAAGAGGUUCGCUAUUUCUGAUACGACAUGCAAGAAACGGGCUGAGGUUUGCACCCAUGGAAUGUACUCCUCAGUUGCUUAUUACCACAACGCAGGGGCUAUCCUAACCUGACCCAUGACUUGGACUUCUGGCUAUGAGGCCAGGCCUGGUUCCCCUCACCCUCUCUGUGUAUCUUAUGCAGAGGCACUGGGUGGGUCCAUCUUAGGGCAGUAACUUAAAAUUGUUUCAUUUGCAGCAUGGAAAUCUAAAAAGGGAUCCUAUAAGAGGCCACAGGUUACUGAACCUCUUAUAGGCCCUUUCAGCCAGAAUCUGCCAGUGUCACAGACGGGUAUCAUUUUCAGGACACAAAAUGCCCUUCCUAGCUAUUAGAAGCACCUACCCCAUAUUCUUCAGCUAAAAAAUAACUCUGAAGUCCCUUGUGUCUACGUAUAUAAAGAAGAUAGGGUUGUUUGGGGGUGGUUGGAGGGGAUGUUUCAUUUUGUUUAAGAAGACAAAUUGCCUUUCCAUUUGGCCAUCUCACACCCACUGUCUUUGGAUAAGAACAAAAAAACAAAGUUCCCUGAACCUUUCUGAUUUCAUUUAAAAUUGUGGGAUAAAAGUCCUAUUCCUUGGGAAUUUUAUGACAGUUGAAAAUAUGAUGGUCACACAUGCAAAAUUGAAUCCUAGAGCAAACGAAUCACACAAACACACAAUAAAAUAGUAAUUGGGGAUAUAAAUCAAGAAAUCUCUGGAGCAAUAAAUGAUAUAAAAUUCUGGCUAAUUCUGGCUGUCAGUUAUGUUAAAGGACCACGGGACAUCAGAGGAUCUCUGGUAUGAGAAGAUUACUUAUCUCAGUUCAGACUGGAAACUAAGAUGCAUCCUUAGUUGUCAAUGAACUCCCCUUCAACCCAUCCACCCAAUGCUCUCCAACCAGAAUAUUUGUCCAUGGUCAUGAGAAAAGCUUUCACCAGAAUUCUGAAGAGAGGGAGGUCAGCAUUUAUAUUAAUGUCUACUGACCCCCUACUUUUUGAAAAUAGGAAUCUUUCUAAUAUUUAUAUACAGAAUUUUCUAGACAAUCACACUCCUGGGUCUAUUAACCAGAUAGUGGGAUAACAGGAUUCAAAUGAAUCUUCAGCAUCCUAGAACUUCUGGUAUGCUAAUAUUCUUUAGAAAACAUUUUACAAAUCAAGAUGUGAUCUCCAGAUACAUUUAUCAUGUAGUUCUGUUCAGCACAUCUGUUUGGCAAUCUUAGGAGUUUCGCUUGGAGGGACCACCUCAAGAUGACCUAGGUUUUGAAGAGCUCCAUGGUCGUAUCUAGGUAGAAACUUGGUGUGUGGUUUCAUAAUUGUUACGUGACUAAGGAAUAGCACUGAAAGACUUGAACUAGCUUUUAGCUUCCUUCAUGUCAUUCUCUCUCUAGACAAACCAUAGACCAAAGAAUACUUGAGGGUUGACCCUAUGGAAGGGUCAAUAAAAAACAAACUGGAGACCCAGUCUGACUCCAUAGCCACAGACAUUCACAUGUCGUAUAUGAGCCAUGUCAUCUGUACCCCUACCAUUGGCUACAUGGCCAGCAAAAAAAAAUUAUGGCUAUACAACCUUUUGUAGAAAACAUUUGCUGACCCCAGAGCUACAGGUCACCUGUAGACUGUGUUAGACAUGGUGGGACAGAAGGUGGAUUUCUCAGGAACAAGGAGUAGCCUGUGUUUCCACGGGGGCUUGAAAAUAUAAAACUUGGCUGAAGUUUUAAGAAGGACACAUCUAAGAGAGAAGGCAGCUCAGAGGACUUGGAGUAACUGAGAAAGUGGAAUGAAAAGCAGCUUGGGAAUAAGGAAGCUGUGUUCCUCCCACACUAUUCAGUGGCUCCUGGCUGGGUGUUUCUCAGGUGAGCAAUGGUUCUCAAGUGAGCAAUGCCUGACCUGAAUUGAGCCAAGAAGAGCCAUCUCGAUUCACCAUCUUUUCCAUAAAAAUACUCAAGUCCAUCUACACCCGCAAAAUCUGCAUCUUCCCAUGUGCCAGAGAGACUUUCAUUCCCAGUUUCUUUAGAAAAUACUUCUGACCUUAUAUGACCUCCAUUACCUAUACCUCCACUGCAGCCACUUGUUCUACAGCCCCAGGUUAGACCAAUAAAUAACUGGAAGGAAAGCAAAACAGUAACAUCUUUAUAUAGGUAGGAAUCAACAGUGAAAUAUUUUCUAUGGAGCCAUUUCUAGAAGUGACCAGAUGAAUGGUAGUUUUUUUUUGCUCUUCAGAAUUUGGGUCUUUGCUCCCUUGGAGUGGAGGGAAUACAGAAAGAAUAUGUUUCAUCUUCACACACCUCUGCUUCUGUGUGGUAAAAUCACUUGCUACCAUAGGUCUGCCCCUUUUGCUGAUAGUGGUGUUGUGCUUAUUGUGAUAAACAUGGCAUCAUGAUAAAUGUACCUUUGUGGGUAUGAGUAUUUACCUUGGAGAGGCAGGAUGUGUUUCAGUGAGAAUAUCUACCAUUUUGAGUCCUUGAUCUACAUCACUACAGGAAAGCCCUCUGCCUUCCUCGUGAAUGCAUUUGAAGAAUCAAGUUGGCCAACGAAAUCAGACCCAAUGAGCAUAUCCUUGUUUUAUUUAUCUUAAACAAAAGAUAGCAUAAUGCUUGGGCCAAAGUGUUGAAUUCAUCCAUCUUUAAGUACCUGAUCCUUUAUUAAGGAUCAAUAAAAGAAAACAAAACCUCAUUUAUGUAAGUUUCAAACAAAACCAGAUCUCCCUCCCCACACCACACACCUUAGGAAUUCUUAGGAACAAAGACAAGAUGAUAAAGAAUCAGUUUCUUGAAUGGUACACUUGUAUGGCGCACCAGUAGCAGGCAAGUUGGGGAACAGAUCUAAUGAAAGAAGCGACCUUAGAAAACAGACCUUUUAUCUCAAAGAUAAAAAGUCUCUCUUGCAGAUUUUCAUCACUUCUUCCUUGAAGGAAGGCUUCCCAGUUUCAACAUAUUUCCAUGAAAAUAGUAAAGCUUACUGCACCGGGAUGUCAGAUGUAUCUCUUUCUCUGUGGCAAUCGGAAUUUUAAAUUGUACAGUUGCCUCUGAAUUUCCCAUUCACAAAACCAAACCACUGAUCAGUGAUAAAGCAGCCACCCGCCCGCUGCUUUAGGCAGCACAAUGCACCAUAGGCAUUAGCACUUUCUAAAGCAACGUGAUUUCUAUGAGUCCUAAAAAGCUUUCUUCCUAAUGGAGUCCUUGAAACUUGUCAAGGCGGAUCUGAAUGGCAAAGGGAAAAUAAUUGCUUGUGGGAGGUCCUCUUUCUGAGUUUAGCUGGAGUGCACUUAUAGAAGAAAAUCCCCUGGGAACACCCACGCCCACACAGAUUAUUUGGUCCCUCCUUCCCCUAUCUUGCUUUUGUUGAAAUGGGCAGAGUAAGAAAUCAGUAUCUUCUUUUGAGGAAGAGAAAAUGUCACGAGCCUUUGAUGCAUAGGGGGGUUAUGCCACAGCACAACAUUAAGGGUGCCAUCAGACCCAUCCCUAAAGAGUUGUAAGUAUAGAACUACUGCAAUGUCAGCUGCUGCCCCUUACCUUAAACCCAGCAACAGGCAGCAUCAGAACACACUUGGAGACUACCAAUUGGAACAGAUCAAAGGAACAGUUGCCACAGGCAAGAAGUGGCUUUGGAGUCCCAAUCUACCUGUCUUACUAGGAAGUCAGAGUCCUCAGCCAAAAGCCUCACUCAGCGUGUUGCCAUCCUCACUGACAAGUAUGUGGCUUUUGCUUCCUCACUAAAUACAACAAACUUGAAGAUGCCCUUGCUGAGAAAACAAGAAACAAAACUGACAUUUAAGAUUUAAAAAAAAAAAAUCUACCCCCUCCAUACCCAAAGUAUCUUCAAAGUCCACUUUAAUGGGCCUCUGUCACUGGAAGAAGAGAUAGCUCAGAUUUCAUAAAGUGAGAAAACUCCAAAGCAGACUGUUCAUUUAACUGAGAGUGGAUUGUUGGAGGACUGAGAGGUGGCAGUGGCCGAUAGGUGUUUAGUGCUCCCAUUCACCUGACUCGAGAGAUUCCAGGAUCUUGAGGGCCAUGGUUAUUUGUUUCAGAACGGGGGCGGGGAGAAGCUAUCAAAUUUUCACCACAAAAAGAGCCAUGUCCUCAAAACUCAUGCAUAAAACAAGAGGCUUUUUUAGAUCCACAGCCUCCCCUAAGAUAUGAAAAGAACUAGCCUCCACUUUCCAGUCAUUAUUAGAAUGGUAUGUCAAUAUUCAUUGAACUCUGCACUGUGCUAAAUGCUCUGUCUGCAUCCAUUUAUUUCUUCCUCUGAACAGCACUUUAGAGUUGAGCUCCCAACAAGGUUCCAGUUUACAGAUAAGGAAAUUGGGACCUCAAGAGGCUAAGAAACCUAUUCACUAUCUAUAAAAUGACCAAGCCAGAGUGUGAGUCUCGUCCCUGGGCAGUUCACUAACAUUUAAGUUUGUUUUCAAGUUGCUGGGGAGUGCUUCCCUCCUAGGUUUUAGAUCAGACCUUCUAGAAUGAAAUAGACUACAAAACUUUCACAGCUCCGUUUUCUGUAGUUUCUUACCAGGGUCGCAUACAAUAGUAAGGUGUGGAUAUGUGGAGUGAUGCAGAAAGCCUAACUAAGUUACAGAGUCUAGAACAACAAUAACAAAACCAAACAACUGCUUUGUUUGGGGUAUGAGUCUUGUUAAGUCAGAUUCCGAGUCCUUAGGACUGGAGGGUAUCUCAGUUGUGAGUCUCGUAUGUAGGAGGAAAUCUGGAUGCUCGGCAAUACAUCUGUGUGGAUGAACAAUGCCUUGUUCCCAAUAUAUAUUAUUUCCUCCUCCUACAGCUCCAUCCAAAAAUCAAAUGUCUUAUGUGAAAUCCUUGACCGUAUUAGGCUUUCUUCUCUCCCUUUACUUCUAGGAAAAUAAAAUCAUCAAGUAGGUCGGGGCUCAUUCUCUGUCCCUGAGAAUCACCUAGGAUUCAAUCUUUUUUUUUUUUUAUUGAGA
Molecule: messenger RNA, 7920 nt
Organism: Microtus ochrogaster (prairie vole)
Lineage: Eukaryota; Metazoa; Chordata; Mammalia; Rodentia; Cricetidae
Gene: Sgcd
Product: sarcoglycan delta
Biological process (GO): heart contraction; cardiac muscle tissue development
Cellular component (GO): sarcolemma; sarcoglycan complex
Source: RefSeq, a predicted model, not a curated record